GGCGCUGGCUGGGUGAGUCGGCCUGGCCUGGAGUUGGGAGGGCGCUGGGCAUCAGGAGACGCUGUGCCCACGUCCUCGCGCCCAAGCCUGAUGCAGCCGCCCCUAGACGAGGCCCGCAGGGACACGGCUGAGGACGCCCAGUGGUCCAGGCCCGAGUGCCAGGCGUGGACGGGGGCCCUGCUGCUGGGCACGUGUCUGCUGUACUGCGCCCGCGCCAGUGUGCCCGUGUGCGCCGUCGCCAUGAGCCAGGACCUCGGCUGGAACAAGAAGGAGGCCGGUGUCGUGCUCAGCAGCUUCUUCUGGGGCUACUGCCUGACGCAGGUCGUGGGCGGCCACCUCGGGGACCGGAUUGGGGGCGAGAAGGUCAUUGUGCUGUCAGCCUCCGCCUGGGGCUCCAUCACGGCCGCCACGCCCCUGCUCGCGCACCUGGGCGGUGCCCACCUGGUCAGCAUGACCUUGUCUCGAGUCCUCACGGGCCUGCUCCAAGGGGUUCACUUCCCUGCCCUGACCAGCCUGCUGUCGCAGAAGGUGCGGGAGAGCGAGCGAGCCUUCGCGUACAGCACCGUGGGCGCCGGCUCCCAGAUUGGGACGCUGCUGACCGGGGUGGUGGGCUCCCUGCUCCUGGAGUGGCACAGCUGGCAGAGUGUCUUCUACUUCUCAGGCGGCCUCACCUUGCUCUGGGUGUGGUACGUGCACAGGUACCUGCUGAGAGAAAAAGACCUCGGCCUGGCCUUAGGCAUCCUGGCCCGAGGCCUGCCCGUGUCCAGGCACAGUAAGGUCCCCUGGAGGCAGCUCUUCCGGAAGCCGGCCGUAUGGGCGGCCGUCUUCUCCCAGCUCUGCUCCGCCUGCUCCUUCUUCACCCUCCUGUCCUGGCUGCCCACCUUCUUCCAGGAGACCUUCCCGCACGCCAAGGGCUGGGUCUUCAACGUGGUGCCCUGGUUGGUGGCCAUUCCGGCCAGUGUGUUCAGCGGGUUCCUCUCUGACCAUCUCGUCUGUCAGGGUUACAGACCCGUCUUGGUGCGGAAGUUCAUGCAGGUGAUGGGCCUUGGCCUGUCCGGCAUUUUCGCCCUGUGUCUGGGUCACACCUCGAGCUUCUUCCAGUCCGUGGUCUUUGCGUCGGCCUCCAUUGGCCUCCAGACUUUCAACCACAGCGGCAUUUCCGUGAACAUCCAGGACUUGGCCCCGUCCUGCGCCGGUUUCCUGUUUGGUGUGGCCAACACAGCCGGUGCCCUGGCAGGUGUCAUGGGCGUGUGUCUGGGCGGGUACCUGAUUGAGACCACAGGCUCCUGGACUUACCUGUUCAGCCUGGUGGCCGUCACCAGCAACCUGGGGCUGUGCACCUUCCUGGCGUUCGGGCAGGCCCAGAGGGUGGACCUGAGCCCCCCCCACGAGGACCUGUAGCUCCUGCCCAGCCACCAUCCCAGGCCCCAGCACCAGCAGUCCCGGCACCAGCAGGCCCAGGCCCCGGCACCAGCAGUCCCACGCCCCGGCACCAGCAGGCCCAGCACCAGCAGUCCCAGGCCCCGGCACCAGCAGUCCCAGGCCCCGACACCAGCAGGCCCAGCACCAACAGGCCCAGCACCAGCAGUCCCGGCACCAGCAGGCCCAGCACCAGCAGUCCCAGGACCCGGCACCAGCAGUCCCGGCACCAGCAGGCCCAGCACCAGCAGUCCCGGCACCAGCAGGCCCGGCACCAGCAGUCCUGGCACCAGCAGUCCCAGCACCAGCAGGCCCAGCACCAGCAGUCCCGGCACCAGCAGUCCCAGGACCCGGCACCAGCAGUCCCGGCACCAGCAGGCCCAGCACCAGCAGUCCCAGGACCCGGCACCAGCAGUCCCGGCACCAGCAGGCCCAGCACCAGCAGUCCCGGCACCAGCAGUCCCAGGCCCCGGCACCAGCAGUCCCGGCACCAGCAGUCCCAGGCCCCAGCACCAGCAGUCCCGGCGCCAGUAGUCCCAGGCCCCGGCACCAGCAGUUCCGGCACAAAGGCUCCGCCGGAGACGUGGAGCAGAGGCGCCGGAGCCACAGCGGCUCUGAGGAGUCCACAGGAGCUGGCGGGAGGUGCGGCAGACCCGGGGCCACGGUGGGCCCAGGGCAGGACCAGGCUGGCCCUCGGGGCCUUCAGCUUCCCAUGUGGCCCCGGACUGGCCUCACGUGGCUGUGGGGCUGAGCGGUGCCCUUUCCAGUAUCUGAUCCCGGCAGGCCGCCCACAGCCACCCACCCGUGGGAACACAUGCCUGUCAGCGGGCAGUGCCAGCAGACAGCAGACCCCAUCUGUGGCGGGGACUGUCCUCGCACCUCCACCCGCUCCUAGUCUCCCUUCCCAGCCCUGUCACGACAGCCAGAAAUGUCUCCUGACUCUGUCCGAUGUCCCCAGGGGCACCACCAUGGGAGAACCCAUUCUAGACAGCCUCAGGGGUCCUGCUUCUCCCUCAGCCAGGCUGAGACCCCGGUCGAUGGGUGGGGGGAGCGGCUAGAGACCCUGCUGUCCCUGCUGGGGGUCCUGGUCCCUGACGUGCACUCUGAGGAGGCAGAGGGCCCCCGACCCCCGUGGCUUCCCAGGGCCAGACGCCACGAGUGCAGGGAGCAUGGCAGUUUGGGGGGGCAGGCAGCCCCCCGCCCUGGUCUCCCUGCGACCUCCCUGUUCAGCCUGAGGAGCUGGUGUCUCAGGAACUGAUGACAGGGUUUGCAAGAUGUGCACGUAGAGAAAUGACACCAAAGCCUUAUUUAAAUAACUAUUAAACUAUUUA
Molecule: messenger RNA, 2750 nt
Organism: Lemur catta (Ring-tailed lemur)
Lineage: Eukaryota; Metazoa; Chordata; Mammalia; Primates; Lemuridae
Gene: SLC17A9
Product: solute carrier family 17 member 9
Exons: 13
Coding region: 91-1401 (436 amino acids)
Biological process (GO): transmembrane transport
Cellular component (GO): membrane
Molecular function (GO): transmembrane transporter activity
Source: RefSeq, a predicted model, not a curated record